This is a messenger RNA of Torulaspora delbrueckii, 1311 nucleotides long. It is a transcript of the gene NVJ3, whose product is annotated as Nvj3p. The record is from RefSeq and is a predicted model, not a curated record. Bases 1 to 1311 code for a protein of 436 amino acids. NCBI's taxonomy places the organism in Eukaryota, Fungi, Ascomycota, Saccharomycetes, Saccharomycetales, Saccharomycetaceae. The transcript has a single exon.
AUGUCAGCUAUUCUGUACAAUACAAACUCGAGCCUUAUACCAAAGUUUCAAAAGUAUAGACAGCAUCGAGAAUUGCCUGGUGUUGCAAAAUUGGGGUCUCAACAAGGUACGGCUAAUAAUGGUUCAGAUCUUGACCUGCCCUUCGAAAGUGCUCAUGAAAAGAAUUCAGACGCUUAUUUGCAAGACUUGUGUAGUUCAGUGUACCCACAAUUACUACAUCAAAGGGUUUGUAAGCUGAGUCCAGCUGUUGACCUACCUGUUCAUGCGUUUAUGUGCCUUAUAUGGAAGAACUUUGUAACAUCGUGGUACGGCGUCAAGAUACCAACUUCUGAUGAUAAGUUUAUGGUACAAUUGUUUGAGUUAGUCGAAGAGAUUGUUUCGCGGAUGAAGAAGGUUGAUUUUCGUUACGAAUCGUUCUUGACUGACGAUUUGCCGCUAUUGUUGUCGCAACACAUCCGAACAAUGAGGAUAUGUCUUCGAGAAGAUGACGUUUUUAGACGUUACUGCCAGUUGACUUCAUAUGAGGAGGGAUACUAUCCCCAAACAGUGACUAAUUACAUUUUAUCAUCGGUACGAUGUGAAUCCACGCUACAAACAAGUUUCCUUCAAGCUCUCUUUAACAAUUUAUUACUGGGAAAAGUGCUAGAUAAGAUUACUGAACCCUACUUCGUUGUUGCCGCUAUUGACAAGAUAUGUGAGGUACGAGGAACUCGCCCGGCGAAAAAUGGGUUCAAACAGUGGUCAUUCCAGGACUUUAAAAGCUCAAUUGCCAAGGUCGGUAAGACAAUUGCUCUUAUGACUUCCAUGAACAAGGACUCGAAAACGAAACUUUCACGACCAUUCCCAUACAUAGGAGCCUUCUCGCUGUUUGUGGAUGUACUUAAGCUUCCCGAAAGAAAGCCUUUUUUGUAUGCAUUUGGUAAAACUGUCCAAUAUUGGUCUGCCAAGUCCAAGUCCCUCAAUGCCAUAAUGCAAAACCUUUUCUUCAACAUACUUUCACGUUUCUUCAAGAAAAAUGACACCAGAACUUUGUUUGUAUCACUGAGGUCCAUGUUAUUCCCCAAUGAUAACAAAUUAGGACCUGGUAAAGAAAUCCCAGUUGGUGGAGAGUUCAAAAAAUUUGUUGAUGCAAGUAUCGAAAAACAAUGGCAGUCUAUUCGGUCGCGCUGGGUUAACCAAGUGCUUGGUAUUGAUCGUUCAGGAAUCCAGGAGCUAAAUGAGGUAAUAACCAAGGACAAGCGAUGUAAUAGGCUGCUGGUUAUCAGGAUACUAGAUUGUCUCUUGGCUCAAACAAGCACAAAGGGUGCCUAA